Messenger RNA from Ilex paraguariensis (yerba mate), 1344 nucleotides. Lineage: Eukaryota; Viridiplantae; Streptophyta; Magnoliopsida; Aquifoliales; Aquifoliaceae. The record is from the annotation of a GenBank genome assembly.
CACAAACAUAAACAGAUAAUACCACUCUAUAGCACAAUUAUGGCCACAUUGACAUACCCAUCCAUGAGAAACGCCAUUGUCUCUCUUUCCUUGCAUGUCCUGGCCCUUUCGUUCUCUGUCCAGGGGCGACCGGCCACGUUUCUGCAGGACUUUCGGAUUACCUGGUCCGACUACCAUAUCCGGCAAAUCGAUGGAGGGAGGGCCAUUCAACUUGUUCUAGACCAAAGUUCAGGAUGUGGGUUUGCCUCCAAGAACCAGUACUUGUUUGGACGUGUUAGCAUGAAGAUCAAACUCAUUCCUGGGGACUCUGCCGGCACUGUUACCGCCUUUUAUAUGAAUUCGGACACAGAUACAAUACGUGAUGAGCUAGAUUUUGAGUUUUUGGGGAAUCGUACAGGACAGCCUUACACUGUUCAAACCAAUAUCUAUGCCCACGGGAAGGGCGACAGAGAACAAAGGGUCAACCUUUGGUUUGAUCCUGCAGCAGAGUUCCACACUUACACAAUUCUUUGGAACCAUCGUCAUGUUGUUUUCUCUGUGGAUGAUGUGCCAAUCAGGGUUUACAAGAACAAUGAAGCAAAAGGAAUUCCAUACCCUAAGUUCCAACCAAUGGGAGUCUACUCCACAUUGUGGGAAGCCGAUGAUUGGGCUACAAGAGGUGGACUCGAGAAGAUAGAUUGGAGCAAAGCUCCCUUUUAUGCAUACUACAAGGACUUUGACAUUGAAGGAUGUCCCAGGCCUGGACCAGAAACAUGUGCCUCAAACCCUAAUAACUGGUGGGAAGGAGUUGCAUACCAACAACUUAACCCCGUUGAAGCUAGAAGAUACCGGUGGGUUCGCAUGAACCACAUGAUCUACGAUUACUGCACCGAUAAAUCACGAUACCCUGUCACUCCACCGGAGUGCUUGGCAGGAAUCUAAGCUCCAUGCAACGGACCACCAUCAAUUUGUUGGUAAAUAUGUAUUUAUAUUUGCGUAAAUUCACAUAUAGACAACUUAUAUAUUGCGUUAAAAGCCAUGCAACUCAAGGGGCAUGGAGAGAAUAAGAUUAUUAUUGUGUGGACAUCAAAGCUAAGUUUAUGAGAUUUGUGGGUAAGAGUCAAUGUAACGUUAUUGUUGUAUUAUUUUGUCUGUAUUUGCUGUACACUGUGAGCCAAUAAUGCUUUUUGCGUGAUUGUGAAAAGAAUGUAAUACUUUAUAGUAUCAAUUUUUCAACUUAGGUUUUAUGUGUAUGCUUUUAGUCAGUGACGGGUCUGAUCUUCCAUUGUAUGUUAUCCCAAUCGGAUGGUCAUGAUUGAGCAAUGUAUAUCAAGUGGGCCCCUUCUCCAAUUAUGUAAUAUGGAC